Molecule: messenger RNA, 714 nt
Organism: Rangifer tarandus platyrhynchus (Svalbard reindeer)
Lineage: Eukaryota; Metazoa; Chordata; Mammalia; Artiodactyla; Cervidae
Source: the annotation of a GenBank genome assembly
AUGAUCCUGCAGACGCAGCUUCACAGCUCAGGGGGCCAGAAGCUGGCCCCUCCCGAGAACAGGGUCUGCGGUUGUGCCUUCAGUGGCUGCGCUUUUACCCCCUGGGCUGCAACAGGAAGUCAGGCGUUUCCAGGAAUAGUGCACCUGCAGGGCCGCAUUCCUGGGACGCACACACAGGGCCAACGUGCUGAGGGCAGUGAGCAGGAGGAGCUGGCCCUCCACCUGAGGCCCCUCCAGGUCCUACCCUACUUGGCGGUCCCACCUCGGUUCAGCCCCAAGGUUAUGGAAAGCACUCUGCUGCACCGCCAGAGGUUCCAGACAAGUCCCGUCAGCUGCAGUGUCAUCAGAAAGUCGCUGGCAGCCAGAGCGGAGAGGGCCGCGCUCGUAUUGAUCCACAUAAGAUUUUCCACAUCUUGUGGGUCCUCCUCCAAUGCCGGCGAUGCCAUGGCCAACUCCCGUCACGGAGGAGCCUUGGACAUGCUUCUGGAGGGCCUGGCCUCCUCCCAAGUGGAAAAUCAGAGCCACACUCGGGGCCAGUGUCAGCGCCACGGGGGCAGUGCUGGCCCUUGGAGUGGGGCCAAGAGGCUCUGGCCUGACGACGCACCAGGACGUGCUGGUGGGGACGUGGCUGCCAAGAGCGGCCGCCAGCUGGAGGUGUCACUGGCGCCCGCGUCCCCAAGGCUGACCUCCGGCUCACCAAAUACCUGGGCUUAG